AUGGCCCUCAUACGCCUCCUGCAGCGUAGACCCGACGGCACUGUCAUCCUUUGCGAACCCACGAGCGGCCCUGACAUAGAAGUGAAUGCAGACAGGAGCAAGACUACUAGCAAGGCUGGAUGGAGGAAGAUACGGUUCUGCGCAGACCAGGCCGCAGCUGAUGGGCUACAGUACUUCUGGGUAGACACGUGCUGCAUCGACAAGAAGAAUGCGGUUGAGCUCGGCGCGGCGAUCAACUCUAUGUUUCGGUGGUACCAGAACGCCGCACAGUGCUACGUCUACCUCUCGGAUGUCUCUAAACCGGAGGGAGCUGACAGCGAAAGAGCCAUUGCAGAACAGGGGUCCUGGGCCAAGCGCCGUGAAACCACAAUUGAAGAGGACGGGGCGUACUAUAUAAUUGGCAUCUGCGGUGUCGCAAUGGUGCUUAACUAUGGAGAGGGAAGAGACCACGCAUUUAGACAGCUGGAGAAGGAAAUCCACACCUUGUACAAAGGUAUAAACUUUGAACAAUACACUUUUAUGGCUAGAGAAAAGGAGCUGUUAAAGAUGCAUAAGCUGCUUUACAGUCGCAGCAGCCGAGCAGCUGUUCUGGCAGUUAAAUACGUUAGACAGCACAAAGAGAAGUACACAGCGAUGUUCUGGCUAAACGCGAAUGACGAAGAUUCCCUCCGGCUUAGCUUUCGCGGCAUCGCGCAGCAAGUCUUGCAGUGUCACCCCUCGGCCGGAGUGCUCAGUAGCGUAGACUUGGAAGGAGACCUUGAUUAA
This is a messenger RNA of Lindgomyces ingoldianus, 765 nucleotides long. RefSeq lists its product as uncharacterized. Bases 1 to 765 code for a protein of 254 amino acids. NCBI's taxonomy places the organism in Eukaryota, Fungi, Ascomycota, Dothideomycetes, Pleosporales, Lindgomycetaceae. The record is from RefSeq and is a predicted model, not a curated record. The transcript is spliced from 6 exons.